GGUCGGCGCGAUCUCGUGUCAGUGUUGCGUCAGCCGGCGAGGUGGAAGGUGUAUUUAUUUGUUCGCGCGAUUAUGCGAAGAACUGUCAGUCGACGUCGAACGGUGGUGUAGGAUACUUGAAGGAGCGUAUGCCAUUACGUCAUACUUUAUUGUACAAUAAAUUCGCGGGAAUUCCAUCGGAGUUUCACCACCAGGAACAAGAGAAAGAGAGAAGGAUUCGCGUCGUCGCAUGGCGGAUUAUGAGUUCCCCGAAGAGUGUCAUCAUCGCCUUGCCUAAGGGCGGUAGUUCGAAGACGAUUCAAGUGAACGAGCUGACGCGCAGCGGAUUGUCCAGGCUGAACUUCAGCGCGUCGAUUCUGACAGAUAACAAAGCGAGGAUGGACGCGAGGAAGGUUCUUCAGGUGUCUUCUAAACAGGAAGAGAUGCGCACGGACGAUGACUUCGCAACUUUCAUUACAAACACAGACGGAUGCACGCGCAGCAAAAAGCGUCGAUUGGAUCAUUUAACGUGGGAGGAGAAGAUGCAAAGAAAAAAACUAAAGAACCGCGUAGCGGCUCAGACUUCGCGGGACCGCAAGAAGGCCAAGUUGGAUGAACUCGAGGAGACGGUGAAAACGCUGAAGGAUAGGAAUGAACAGCUCGAGCAGGAAUGCAGGGUGUUGAGAUCGCAGAACGAGUCGUUGAUGAGCGAGUCCAGGAGGCUCAGGAGAGAAAGGGACAUGAGGGACACAAGCGGAGAUCAGCAACAACAGUAUUGCUCCGAGUGUCAGGCACGUGUCGGCUGCGCUGGACCUUUGCCGGGAUCAGCAGUAUCGCCUAAUUACCCUCUGCCGCAGGGUGGACCAGCACAGCCGGCAUCGUGCCCGACGCUAACCCCAAGAGCAACCGUCCUGUUGAAGAUCCUAUGUCUCUACCUUCUCUCGAGGAACUGCUUACAGACGAAAAAUGCGUCGAGCGACUCGAAGAGCUGGUCGCAAGCCUUAUGCAAGAAGCUAACAUCGGAGGGGAAGCAAAACCUCAUAGAACAGAUGAGUAAUAAUUUAAAUGUGAUGCAGAGAUGAAUGAAAUACUCCGAGGUAGAAGAAAUUCCAAGUUUACAAAUUGCACAAGAUCCUCUUAAAAAAUCUGACCGUUCGGAAACAAUGGUGGGGCAGGCAUCAGAAGAUGUGGAAGCCGAUCGAGUCUGCGAAGGCAUAAGCGCCGUCUCCUACCUACCAGAUACGUCUGAUUGGGAAUCCGUGAUCCGUGACGCAGAGAGCACAGCACCGAUCAAGACUGAGGUCGAAAUCAAACAGGAAUCGGAAUCAGCACCAGACAUCGAGCACACCCUCUACGGCACCUACAACGAGACCACCAAUUCCAUCACGAUCAUCUACCCGGGCGAGGAGAGCGAAGGCUGCGUGGGCAUCCAGGAGUGCGUGCAGGAGGUCAUCAGCACAGAGAACGACGUCGCGACACACCUCGUCGUUCCCCCGUUGAACACUCAUCUCGGCUAUCAGGCGCAAUUCUCACCGGCCUACACCGACACGAUGUCACCCGCGAUGAGCGACGUUCACUCGGACGCGGACAGCUGCGGCAUCUCCUCGGCGAAGCUGGACUACGCCGCCAAUCUGUCGGAUGGCGGUUACGAGUCGCACGAUUCCCCGGAUCCACGUCUGUCCAACAACGCUCUGUCCGAUCCCUGGCACGAGAGCUUCACCGAGCUCUUCCCCAUGCUGGCCUGACAGUUCUCGCGGAGGCGGGCUGUCGCGCGCCGCACCGAGGCGGAUCGUUACGUCUGUGAUACGGGGAGAUUUAGAAGCAGGGUAUCGCGAGGUUGACACACUUGCACUUACAGAAGAGAAAGGGGAGAGAGAGAAAGUUUCAUUCUUAGAAAGCAUUAUAAUACGCUGAACAAAUCCAUUUGAAUAAAAACUAAGAAGCUUUGACUUGUUAUUUAUGUCGAUCGAUUUAGUUUCAUAAUAAGCACUUUAAAUAAAAGAGAUGCCGAAGAAGAAACCUUCAUUUUGUAAAUAUUUUGUAAAUAGAAAUUAAUAUAAUAUAUAAUAAAUUUCUCUCUUAAUGUCUAUGAGAAAUAAAGAAAUGGCGCACAGUUGUAUUGAUCAGCGUUAAUUAUGAUUAAUAAAAUCUUUUUUACAUUAUGAAAUUCCGCAGACACAAAAUCAGUCUGUUCAAACAUUUGUUUUCUCUCUCUUUUCAUGAUUCUUGGCAACAAUCUCUUACAUAAUUCAAAAUGAUAGCACACAUAAUUGAUGUACAAUUAUUGUAACGAAUUGAGUGUGUUGUAUAACGCAAAAUUAAUUCUUACCACUUGAUAAUCGUAAAAGACCGUAUAUAUAUAUAUAUACACACAUAUAUAUCUUUUUCUGUAUAUAUUUACGAAAAUAGAUUUUUCUUAAUUUAUUCGAUGUUGUGCAGUGUGUAAACCUAUAUUUACAGGCUAUUUAGCAUUCGAUAUAUUUCAGCAGAAAAUUUUUUACACACACAAAUGUUUGAGACAUUAUUAUCAAUGUAUAUAUGUUCGAUUUCUGUUGUGUAACAGGAAAUGAAAUAAACUUCAAGAAAAUAGUCUAUCUCA
Messenger RNA from Nylanderia fulva, 2578 nucleotides. Lineage: Eukaryota; Metazoa; Arthropoda; Insecta; Hymenoptera; Formicidae. The record is from RefSeq and is a predicted model, not a curated record.